AUGCGGCGCGUUAAAAUGAAUUUGGAUCCAGAUCUGGGCGAUUUGGAGGAGAUGCUCGCCCACGUGCAAACGCAGCUGGAGCACGAGAUUGAUCUCGAGAAGGAGUCCAAGAAGCCUUCAGUGAUCAACGUUCAGGAAUCGCCAAAGCCGAAGAGGACUCCAUCGUUUAGUAAGGCCGAUACGUACGAGUUACGUCGUCAAGCGCCGAGGCCACCAUUAAUGAGGGUGAACAGUGACAUAAAUUCUGGUAGCAAGUCCCUUAACGGUGAAUCCAAAAGUCAGUAUAACGUCGACCUCAACCAUAACGAAAAGCUACGAGGAUCUCAAACCAGUCUCAAAUCUGAUGACGCAGUGUCACAGAUCUCCUUCCAGUCUUUUCGGUCGGAGCCAGUUCAGAGGCUCUCCAUGCUCAGUCUGCCUGACAAGCGAGGUUCGUCUGCCUCUCUCAACGGGAAGGGACGAACGGCGACCUUGCCAAGAGGCUACGGUUCAACCAAGGAUAAGAGUUGGGAGGACUAUUGGGCGCACGAGCAAUCCAUAAGCAGUGCCCGCGCGUCCGUGAUGGUGUACGACGACCACGCCAAGAGAUGGAUACCUUCUGGCUCCAGCUCUGGCCUGUCCAAGGUCCACAUCUACCAUCACACGCAGCACAACACGUUCCGCGUGGUCGGCAGGAAGCUCAAUGAUCAUGAGGUGGUGAUUAACUGCGGUAUCGUGCGCGGACUGAAGUACAACCAGGCGACGGCGACCUUCCACCAAUGGCGCGACGCGCGUCAGGUGUACGGCCUCAACUUUUCGUGCCGGGAGGACGCCGACAGCUUUGCGAGAGCAAUGAUGCACACGUUGGAGAUCCUGGCGAACAAGACGAAUACAAACAGCGUGCCACCGCCACCGCAGCCACCGAACCCGCCGGUGCCGUACAACGGGCACAACAACACUCACUACGACGAAGACAUGGGGUACAGGACGAUGACCCGAGAGGACGCGGCCAUGCUCCAACAGCCGCAGUACCACGCGCCGCACAACCAGCACAUACAGCCGCAUCCGCAGUACCACCAACAACCGAGCCAGUACCACGCCCCUCACCAGCACCAUCAGUCUGCGUCCCAGCUAUCCACCGUGUCGGCUGCUCCCCCCGCUCCCCCGCCGCACGCGCCUCACACGCUGCCGCACGCUCCGCACCCGCCGCCCGGACAUCACCGCACCAGCAGCGCUCCCAUGCCUCCUAACAUGUCACUAACGGCUGUGAACGCACCGCCACCUGUCCCGCCGCAUCAGAAUCUGCCAGCCGCAGCAAAUGGACCAAUCGCCCCGGCAACACCUCCAGCCGCGCCACAACCGCCACCAAUGAGCACGGGCGGCGCGCCGCCCCCGCCCCCGCCGCCGCCGCCCGGAGCCACCGCGUCCCCGCCCCCGCCGCCGCCGCCGCCCGCGCCCCCCGCGCCGCCCGCCGACCCCGGCGGCUUCGCGGCGCAGCUGCAGCAGGCCCGCCUCAAGAGGCAGGCUAAGCAAGCGAGCGCGAGUGCGAUUGCAAACUCCGAGGCGGCGUCGCCCCCCGGGGGUGCCGGGGGUGCAGGGGGUGCCGGUGGUGCCGGGGGUGCAGAGGGCGGCGCGCGGGCGGGCGGCACGCUGCACUGCAUGAUGCACGAGAUGGCGCGCACGCUGGCCCGCCGCCGCGCGCACCUCGACCGCGCCGAGGAGUCAUCCACCGACAAUUCCGCAAACUCCACACCGCUGAAGACGUGGGAGAGAUCCGCGACGUUACCACAUCGACUGCCCGCCGCAUGUAAUGGCACCACUCCCAAUUCGGAGUCAGUCCAACAACCUCCACAGUCGCCACGUUCAGUUCGGAAACGCUUCGGCUCCGCUAGCGAGGAAACUAUACUCAAGCAAGUAAACGGUAGCGGCGAGGGAGGCUGCGUCACGGCGGCGGAGUGGGACGCGUUUAAGCAGGAGAUGCUGCGGGAGAUGAGGCAGCAGCUGAAUCAGAUCAAGAAGGAGAUCUUAGAUGCAAUGAAGGCGGAGUUCGCGCGCAGGUAA
Parnassius mnemosyne (clouded apollo) is the source of this 2040-nucleotide messenger RNA. The record is from the annotation of a GenBank genome assembly. Lineage: Eukaryota; Metazoa; Arthropoda; Insecta; Lepidoptera; Papilionidae.